This is a messenger RNA of Rubroshorea leprosula, 1539 nucleotides long. NCBI's taxonomy places the organism in Eukaryota, Viridiplantae, Streptophyta, Magnoliopsida, Malvales, Dipterocarpaceae. The record is from the annotation of a GenBank genome assembly.
UAGCACUCCUCCUAUCCUUACCCAAAUUUUUUAACCUCCUUCUCUUCCCCUGGGAUAAGCAAUCAAUUUAAACGCAAAAGCAAAGCAAUACGCAAACUUUCAGAUCAGCUUCUUCCGGAGAGGACACCGUCGUCGUUUUCGUCUUCCUCUCAGAUCCGCGGCCAUCAUUCUCUCUUCCUUCGGUCUUCAAGCUCAAAACUGUGCUUUUGCUGCGGGGGAGAAGAAAGGAAGAGAGGGAUCGAGCGAAGCUUGCGUUGUUUUGGUGCUUUUUAUUCGAGCUGCUUUUGCAGUGCCAAGAGCAUUGGUUCACGUGGGAUUAGGAACAGAGGAGAAAAUGGAGAGGAGCACUCCGGUAAGGAAGCCACACACAUCAACUGCAGAUCUGCUUACUUGGUCGGAGACUCCUCCCUCUGAUUCCCCCGCCCCUGGCUCUGCCGCUUCUCGCUCCGUCCGGUCUCUUCAGCCGUCGGAUGGGAUUAGUAAGGUGGUGUUUGGCGGACAGGUGACGGAUGAGGAGUUCGAGAGCUUAAACAAACGGAAACCUUGUUCAGGUUAUAAAUUGAAAGAGAUUACUGGUAGUGGCAUUUUUGCAGUCAAUGGAGAAGAUGAUUCUUUGGAAUCUGGCAGUGCUAAUCCUACUCCAAAUAGCAAAACUGGAUUACGCAUGUACCAGCAAACCCUUACUGGAAUCAGUCACAUCUCAUUUGGUGGGGAAGAGAGUGUUUCUCCCAAAAAGCCAACCACAUUGCCAGAGGUGGCAAAGCAGCGUGAGUUGAGUGGUACACUAGAAAGUGAGUCAGAGGUAAAGUUAAAGAAGCAGGUAUCUGAUGCAAAGUGUAAGGAGAUUAGUGGACAUGACAUCUUUGCACCUCCUCCUGAAAUUUUACCCAGACCAACCACUGCACGUUCAUUGGCACUGAAAGAUAAUUUCCAUCUUGGAGAGCCUGAAGUACAUAAUGGUAAUGGUGUUUCCAGUGAGGAAUCGGCUGUGAAGACAGCAAAGAAAAUUUCCAACCAGAAAUUUGCUCAUCUUUCUGGAAAUGACAUAUUUAAGGAUGAUGUUCCUCCAACAUCAGCUGAAAAGCAGCUCAGCACAGCAAAACUGAGGGAGAUAAGUGGAAGCAACAUUUUUGCUGAUGGGAAGAGAGAAGCUCGAGACUACCUAGGAGGUGUGCGCAAGCCACCAGGCGGCGAAAGCAGCAUUGCUUUGGUGUAACUUGUUAGGUCUAACUCUUUAUUUUGUCAAGUGGUGUUUGGUUCUAUGUUAUUCAUGGUGGGGGUUUGAUUGCUAUUUAUUUGAACUUUUCGCUGUGGGUUUUAGCCAUUUAGGUUUAACACGUCAAAGAGAACUUAUGUAUAGACUUUCUGCUAAUUGGCUUUGUUUGUCUAUAGGUUUGUGUUACUCUAUUCCUGUCCUAGUAGAGGUCUUCAGCUGUUCAGAUUUAGUUAUAUUGCAUAGACCAUAAAGCUGAGACUUUUCAGGUAAAUGUUUAAUGUUUUCCCUACAUCCCCAUUAGUCAAGAAAUGGUACCUAGGUUU